Messenger RNA from Helobdella robusta, 402 nucleotides. RefSeq lists its product as hypothetical. The transcript has a single exon. NCBI's taxonomy places the organism in Eukaryota, Metazoa, Annelida, Clitellata, Rhynchobdellida, Glossiphoniidae. The record is from RefSeq and is a predicted model, not a curated record. The coding region runs from base 1 to 402 and encodes 133 amino acids.
AUGAACAACUCAAAAAAUCACAUCAACUACAAAAAACACAACAACAGCAUCAACAGGUGCAACAACAACAUUGGCAGACGCAACAACUUUACCAAGAGAGCCAACAACCUCAUCACCACCAUCAACAACAACACCAACAACAACGUUAUUCAGACCACUAUCAACAUGAACGAUAUCAUUCAUACAUGCGUCAGCACCACACUUCUCAAAGUCAACAACAACAUCAGCUACAUCAGCUACAACAACAACAACAACAUAAUUUUCAGUUACAAAUACAACCACCACAACAGCAACAGUACGAACAAUCACAAUCCCAACAAUUUAGACAGCUUCUUCCAAUCUCAGGUGAACGUCAUUACUACACCUCAACAACAUCCAUCACCAAUUCGGGUAAUUAUUUGA